This is a messenger RNA of Penicillium taxi, 1443 nucleotides long. Its product is annotated as BAR and SH3 domain-containing protein. The record is from RefSeq and is a predicted model, not a curated record. The coding region runs from base 1 to 1443 and encodes 480 amino acids. Gene Ontology annotation, molecular function: protein binding; lipid binding. Gene Ontology annotation, biological process: plasma membrane tubulation; actin cortical patch localization; endocytosis. Gene Ontology annotation, cellular component: medial cortex; actin cortical patch; mating projection tip. NCBI's taxonomy places the organism in Eukaryota, Fungi, Ascomycota, Eurotiomycetes, Eurotiales, Aspergillaceae. The transcript has 3 exons.
AUGCAGAGCAUGCAAAGACGGUUUGGCCGUAUGACGACCAAAAGCACUGCCGAUGAUAGUCAGGUCGCUGUCCUCAUGAAGGACUUUGAAGAUGCUGAUAUGCUGUUGACCCGGAUCAUCGAUCACACUGCAGCCUGGCGCGAUGCUUGGGUAUCUGUUGUCACCUUCCAGAGCCGCAUGGUCGACGAGUUCGACGGAAUGUAUGCGCCUAUCAUUGGCUCUGCCGAAAUGCCCACGCCACAUGUACCAGUAGCCACAGACCGUGCGAUAUUGUCUCGAACCAACAGACUCCGUCGAGACUACGAUGAGCUGCGUGAGGAUUUGAUCAGGGAGCUGAGUGAGGUGGACCAGCGUAUGACGCAGCCAGCGGCGUCGGCAAAGGACCUGAUUAUACCUGUGAAAAAGACAAUCAAGAAACGGAAUGAUAAAAAGUCUGACUUUGAACGCGACCAAGCCCGUGUAGAUGGCCUCAUCCACAAACAGAGACGUACCGAUAGCGAAAAUAUAAAGCUCGCCAAAUCACAGAUUGAUCUGGCUAAUUCAAAAGAGUUGUACGGUGCCGCAGACGAUGACCUCCGCCAACGUCUCCCAACUCUCGUUGCACUUCUCUUCUCCCUCUCGCCGAUAAUUCUCAGAGCACAGAUCGAGAUCCAGAACCGCAUGCUAGGAACCUACUACACGGUCCUGCACAACUUUAGCCAAGACGAGGGAUUCCCAUCUCCACCCCCACCAAUGGGCCAAGUAGUGCAAGACUGGGACAUGGCCCAGAGACCCGUACAGGACGAAUUCGAAAGCUUCGGCAUCCUAACACACGGCAAAGCUAUCCGAGAAGCACAAGUCCAAGAGGCACAAAACCAGAACCAGACCAAACGACCCACUCUCCGCGGCCACUUCUCAAGCUCCAACCUAUCCAUCAACAAAAAGCAACCCGCGCCACCACCGCUUCUAGCCCCAAAACCCUCAUUCACACAUUCCAUACGCUCCCUCUCACCCAGCUCAUCAAUCACAAACCAAACUCCACGCGGCUCAGUCUCUGCCUCGGUCGCCAGCUCAGCAAGCACUUAUUCCCUCCCUAGUGGAAACGGCUCCUGGACUCCAGAACCCCCAAUUCCCAGAGCUCCGAGUCCACGAGCAAAGCCUACUGGCCUCUCAUUCUCGCCAGCGGGUCCUACCUCUGAUGUCUUCCAGCGCGGCCGUCAAGCUGGACCAGCUGAUACAUUGUCUGCUGUGGCUACAAAGAAGAGACCCCCACCACCCCCGCCGCGUCCUGUCACUAAGUUUGUGACUGCUGUCUAUAGCUUUGGGGGCCAGAGUGCGGGGGAUUUGUCGUUCCGAGAGGGUGACCGUAUUAAAAUCAUUUCUAAAACUAAUAGUACAGAUGACUGGUGGGAGGGUGAGUUGGAUGGUGUACAGGGUUCUUUCCCUGCAAACUAUGUGGAGUGA